AUGAAGAUUCCUUACAACUGCCUCCACGCUCGCGGUGGUAUACUCUUUGGAGCUCGUGGCGGCAAGAUACACACAUUCAGCCUCAACGACGGCGCUCACGUUGCAACAUGGAAGCACCCGGAGCUCGAGACUUGUACAGCCGCAGGCUCCGAGGCUCCUACGACGGUUGAAAAUGAGGCGGAGCGUGUAGGAGGCUCUGACAUGGUGGACGAGGCCGAGCAGCCCCCGUCGAAGCGUCAAAAAGUGGCCGAAGACGACGCGCCAAAGAACAUGGACGAUGAGGACGAGGCAGGCGGCAAAAGAACCCGGGGCAAGGAACACCGGAAGCCCAAGCCCAUUCCUGUGCCUGAUCGUCCCGUCAUUAUUCAAUUGACCACCACUGCUGAUGGAAGCCACCUCGUCGCCGUGUCAGCCCAUGACAAGGCGGUUUGGGUCUUUGCACACAAUGGCAGUGGCCAGCUCACACAGCUUAGCAAGAGAGUCAUGCCUAAGCGGCCCUCAUCCAUUGCGGUGUCCCACGAUGAUCAGAUCAUCGUGGCCGACAAGUUUGGGGACGUCUACGCCAUACCACUCAUCAAGAGCUCCGAGGCCUACACGCCGCCACAGCAGCAGGCGCCCGCUUCCUCCGUUGCCAAAAAGCCCCGGACAAAGCCCGCCGCCACGGUCCUGACCGUGCACUCCAAGGGCAACCGCGCCGCGCUGGCCGCGCAGCAGCGCGAGAUUGAGAACCCGACCAACGGCCCGUCCUCGGGCGCCAAGGCCGCCGCGAGCCCCGACUUUGCGCACACGCUGCUGCUGGGCCACGUCUCCAUGCUGACGGCCCUCGUCCUGGGCGAGGACGCCCAGGGUCGCCGGUACAUCAUCACAGGCGACCGCGACGAGCACAUUCGCGUGUCGCGGUACAUGCCGCAGGCGCACGUCAUCCACGGAUACUGCCUCGGCCACGGCGAGUUUGUCGGCGCCAUGGCGAUCCCGUCGGCGCGCCGAGAGCUGCUCGUCUCGGGCGGCGGCGACGAGGACCUGCUCGUCUGGGACUGGGUCAACGGCGCGCUCCUGUCGAGGACGAGCAUCCUGACGCCGGCUCAGCAAGUAUCGCCGCAAGCAGCAAAGGUGGCCGUGUCGAGGCUUCUCGCUCUCGAUUAUCUUUCUGAAUCCGGCACGCAGACGCACGUCGUCGCAAUCUGCGAAGGCAUCUCCGCCAUCUUCACGUGGCAGCUCCUCGCCGACAACACCUUGACCAAACCAAGCAUCAUCCAACUCCCCGGAAAUCCUCUCGACAUCACCACUAGUACAACCAGCAGCACUGCAAGCCUUGCCGUGGCGCUGCACAUCCCUGAAGGAUCCGAGACCGCUGCGCAGAGCCUGCACCUCAUCCAGCUCAUGACUGACGACCAUGGCCGCCUUGCCGUCGACACCAUUGCGCCUGUCCGCGACGACCCGCAAGAGAUCAAGGAGCAGGAGCAGGAUGUCACCGAGGCAGAGGUGCACACGUUGUUCUACACGGUGGAGCAUUUGCGCAAACAGCAGGCGAGCGGACCAGAAGAACGCGAGGGAAGCCAACAAGGAGACGCUGCUGAAGAAUAA
Beauveria bassiana ARSEF 2860 is the source of this 1584-nucleotide messenger RNA. RefSeq names its product WD repeat domain-containing protein. Gene Ontology annotation, biological process: RNA (guanine-N7)-methylation. The transcript is spliced from 3 exons. Gene Ontology annotation, cellular component: nucleus; tRNA methyltransferase complex; cytosol. NCBI's taxonomy places the organism in Eukaryota, Fungi, Ascomycota, Sordariomycetes, Hypocreales, Cordycipitaceae. Gene Ontology annotation, molecular function: protein binding; tRNA (guanine(46)-N7)-methyltransferase activity. The record is from RefSeq and is a predicted model, not a curated record. Bases 1 to 1584 code for a protein of 527 amino acids.